Umbelopsis ramanniana AG is the source of this 1670-nucleotide messenger RNA. RefSeq lists its product as uncharacterized. The coding region runs from base 22 to 1626 and encodes 534 amino acids. NCBI's taxonomy places the organism in Eukaryota, Fungi, Mucoromycota, Umbelopsidomycetes, Umbelopsidales, Umbelopsidaceae. The transcript is spliced from 6 exons. Gene Ontology annotation, cellular component: dynactin complex. The record is from RefSeq and is a predicted model, not a curated record.
CCGUGCCGUGCCUUUGAUCAGAUGCAGCCAGCUACUCCAUUUGUAUAUUACCACUGUGCAUGCCCUGACUUUUUUCAGACUUCUGGUAGAUCUGUCGAUGCCAGUGGCUCGAGAGAUGCUGCAAAUGACUCAUCAUCAGCCAGCGACCGACAGCCUUAUGUACCGUUCGGUACCUCUAUCGCGACUGAUACCGAUUUCUCUCUUUUCCCGCUUUCGCGCUUGUAUUUCUGUGAAGAUUGUCAUCAGAUAAGAUGCCCUUCGUGCGUUCAAGACGAAGUCAUUUCAUAUUACUGCCCUAAUUGCCUGUUCGAGGUACCUACAGCCAGUGUCAAAAGCGAAAAGAAUAGAUGUGCUCGCAAUUGUUUUCAAUGUCCAAUUUGCCAAAAUACUUUAAGCGUCGUUGCCAACCCAGAUAUCCCUCCGAAAGAACCUGGAUCACCAGAAGAUGAAACGAAACCUUCUGUUAAUCCUUAUCAUCUUUUUUGUGGAGUAUGCCGAUGGGAUUCUCAAGAAGUGGGGAUAACAUUUGAAAAGCCUACCAGCUUAGCAAUGCAGUUGCAAAAAUCAGAGGACGCGUCGCCUGAUAUCAAAGAAUUCGACCAUUUGAAAGAACACUUUGAAAAGUUCUUGAGAUACAACACCCCUCAGUCGCUUCCUACCAGUUUCCUAUCACUGUCGAGUUCAGGGUCUUUCAGCAAGAUGGGAUAUAAUACAUCGAUGCAAAACAGGAAAGGAAAUGUUGCGAGAAUGGAUGAUGUUGGAGAAUAUAAAGCAUCUGAACAUAUUCCGCAUGGCGAUAUGGACGUUAUGGAUAAUCUUAUUAACAUUCAAGAAGACACUACAGUUUCGAACUUGGAGCAGAGAUUUAAUCAGGUGUACGACCAACCGUAUGAUACCAAUCAGCUUAAGCCACAGCGAAUUCAUUUACGAAUCAAACGAUCCAAGCGGUGCCGAACCUGCAGACAUAUCUUAAUUAAGCCUGAGCAAAAGGCUCAGGCGACCAGGUUCAAGAUUAAACUUGUAGCUAUGAACUAUAUACCCAACAUUACCAUGCAGAUGCUCCCUCGAAAAACUCUACCUUUGCGACAAAAUGUACCUACGCAAUUAAUUCUCAAAUUUACCAAUCCAUUGUAUGAAGAGAUAAGUGUCACACUUGCUACACCACAACAACACCAGACAAAAGGCGAUCAAGUAGAUGCACCUGAAGAUCUUCGCAAGCCGUGGGGAAGAGUUACAUUGUUAUCUCCUCAUUUCACUGUGGGAGCAUACAAUGAAACAAUCGAAUACGAUGACGAGCUUCUGUACGGCAAACCCAGUGCGCUAUCUACGCCUGCGGCUGCAACAUGGGAGAAUGGUGUGUAUGAAAAGAGGAACAACUAUACCAGUAUCUUGAUUGAAGUUGUUCCAGAUUACGAAGGAGAUUUCAAGUUCCCUCUGUUGGUCAACUAUAGCUACAAGUCGGACGAAGAUCAAUUGGAUACAGGUGGUUACGAGGAUGAGGAUGGAGACGACGACGACGAUGAGGGUGGACAAAAGCGCUCACAAACUCUUGAACGUCAGCCUGAAGAGAGAACAAAGACAUAUUCAUUUUGGUGUGUGGUUGGACUUGGCGAAGUGGUACAAUAAAUGACACAGCUUACCAUAAUCUGUCUGAUGGUUGUGAGUUGUGA